Messenger RNA from Colletotrichum spaethianum, 564 nucleotides. RefSeq lists its product as uncharacterized. The transcript is spliced from 4 exons. The coding region runs from base 1 to 564 and encodes 187 amino acids. Lineage: Eukaryota; Fungi; Ascomycota; Sordariomycetes; Glomerellales; Glomerellaceae. The record is from RefSeq and is a predicted model, not a curated record.
AUGAAGAGCUUCAGCGUCCUCGUCAUCGCUGCGACUGCCGCCACCAGCGUCAUGUCUGCCGCUGUCAGCAACCCACUUGCCCAGCGCAACACUGGUUCUGUCCAAGGUUUCACGAUUGCCAACAGUGUCAUGAAUUCUGCCGCCUUUGAACAGUUCCAGAAGGCCGGGGUUGUCUCUACGGUAAACCUAAAGGCUCGCCAGGAGGCCGAGCCUGACCCGAAUCGCAACGAGACCAACCCUGACCUAAUCUUUCUGCUUCAGUGCACCGAUGCAGGUUUCCGUGGUGACUGCCUUGUUUUUGGUUCCAGCCCCGGCGAUUGUGUCUCCUACUUUGACUACCAGCCUGCCAACUCUACGGUAAUUAGCGACGCUUUCAACGACAAAGUCACAUCUCUGUCCACCAACACCGGUGGCAAGUGCCAGUUCUACAAGUUCAAGGGCUGCGACAACAAGGGUGAUGACCGCGGACUCACCUCUUCUUACAACUACAACCUGGCUGUUGCCCUCCCGGAUGACCCUCGUACCGUUGAGUACGAUAACCAGAUCACCUCUUGGAGGUGUUGA